GCUUUUCACUUGGCUUUCCUCACGUUGUCGUCAUUUUGUACUGUACGGAACAUCUCCAACAUCGUAUAAUCGCUGUCUCAGUUUCAUUGUCAGCCUUGUAACAAAACGUAUCUCGCAUAUCCUGUUAUCGCAUACCAAAACAUGACCGGUGAUUCGUAUGUCGCUCCCGGAGGGAUAUCCUGUUACGGAAUUUGAUUUCUGCGGCUAUCUUAUCUCGAUCCUCCAUCGCGGCGGAAAGAAAUGCAGCCUGGAAGAGCGUGCAGUUACAUAUUCGCAUCCUUGGAAUCACUUCCCUUCAGUCACUCACCACGCUAAUAAGCAUAUCCCCUUGACUUUUCGAUGGCUUCCGAACGUCCAGUAACCUACUUCGACAUCACUAUUGGUGGAAAGCCAGCAGGUCGCAUUGUCUUCCAGCUAUACAGUGACCUCGUGCCCAAAACGGCAGAGAACUUUCGGGCCCUGUGUACUGGUGAGAAGGGCAGUGGGAAGUUGGGAAAGCCACUAUGGUUCAAAGGUUCCAACUUCCACCGGGUCAUCCCUCGCUUUAUGAUUCAGGGUGGUGACUUCACUGCCGGCAAUGGUACAGGCGGUGAAUCUAUCUAUGGUGAGAAAUUCGAGGAUGAGGCAUUCCCAGUGAAGCAUGACAAGCCGUUUUUGCUGUCCAUGGCUAACGCUGGCCCGAACACCAACGGUUCUCAAUUCUUCGUUACGACUGUUCCCACCCCGCACCUUGACGGAAAGCAUGUUGUAUUUGGAGAAGUCAUUCGCGGAAAGUCCAUCGUCCGCACGAUUGAGAACCAUCCUACAUCAUCCGGUGACGUGCCUACGGAACCUUGCACCAUCGCCGACUGCGGCCAAUUGGAUCCUUCAGAUCCGUCUCUAACCGCGGAGGCCGUUGGUACAGAUGGAGAUCCCUACGAAGACUAUCCGGAUGAUCAGGCCGUUCUUCCUGAUGGCGAUGUCAAAGAUAGGCCGGAAGUAGCGUUGCGAGUCGCGCGCGAAAUUAGGGAAGUAGGAAAUAAGUUGUUCAAAGAGGGCAAGAUCGAAGAAGCUCUCUCUAAAUAUCAGAAAUCCAUCAGAUAUCUUGACCUUCAUACCGAGCUGCCGGAGGACGCUCCACCAGAACUUAAAGAUUCGUACCAAGCUCUCCUUGCACCCCUUCUGCUGAACAGCGCGCUAGCGGCCAUCCGCUUGGGUGGACCUGUGAACGCGCAGAUCACCUUGAAGAACACUAAUAGGGCGAUCUUUGACCUAGAACUCAAUGACGCCGACAAAGCGAAAGCCCUGUAUCGUCGCGCACUCGCUCAGGUCACUCUCAAGGAGGACGAUGAGGCAGAACGAGACCUGGUAGAAGCUGAAAGAGCAGCGAGAGAAACAGAAGAAGGCUUUCAAGAAGCUCUUCUCAUGAUCCCUGUGGAGGCUGGAGAGAAUUCUUGCGCUUAUGUUUGUAUGGCAGAGUCAGAAUAUUAUACAACUGUACCGGCUCUCGAGUCCCUGCCAAGCCUAUUUCAAUUCAAGGGCGGUCCCGCACACAUCACCUCUGAGCUGACUCGUGCAGGUCAACUCUCUUGCACCAUAUGCUUCGUUCAGUGCUUUGUCCUGUCCGUGAUGGAGAGUGGUGAUCGGACCGUAACCUUAACCAAAUAUUCGGAAUUGUGUGGCGCUGUAGAGUUCUUCUGGGGUGAAAAGAUUGAGAAUAACGGCCAUACAACUGGACUCGUGGAGGCCGACUUGAUAUCGGCUGUUGAGCGAAACCGACGACGGGUGAUGUAAUGAUACAGGGGAGAUGAAGAGGAGUUCUGAAUCAAAGAAAGCCGUACGGAUUGU
Somion occarium is the source of this 1827-nucleotide messenger RNA. Lineage: Eukaryota; Fungi; Basidiomycota; Agaricomycetes; Polyporales; Cerrenaceae. The record is from the annotation of a GenBank genome assembly.